AAAACCUAAUUUUUGCAGAACGUAUUUUAGAGCAUUUGUUAUGCAGAUGUUAUUCAGGAAUGCAGAUAUUCAUUUAAAUUAAUUUCUGCAACAGCACCAGGCUGCCCGGGGAUGUGCCUGACUGUAAACCAACUUAACUAAGAAGGUAAAUCGACUGGUGCCAAUAAAUAAAAAUGGUAAAUAUCAGCCUGACAUAUCGGCCGACCCCUCCUGGAGACGCGUCCCUUGUGGUCGCCCAGUGACUGGUGGAGUUUGACCUACCGAGUGUGUGUUUGUCAGGGGGCAGGUUUACUGUUAAAUCCUGAUUUCCAGGGAUCUUGUUGGGUUGUGACAGGGAAGCACGGAGAACAAAACCUAAAAUGCACACACACACACACACACACCGUUAGUGUGUGUUCAAAAAUCAGUCGAAUUUGACUAUUUCUCUGUCCUGUGUUUGUUCCUUCAUGCAGGCGUGACGGAUAUCCUCCUGCCCAAGGAGCAGCAACCUGCAGUCAUGAAAAACAGCAGGUCAGACAAGCUCAUUCUUCUAGUCGUCCUGCAGGGAGCAGCGGGGGUGUGGCUCUACAGCUGUUACCUUCAGCUCCACCCCGACAACUCGGCCACCCCUGAAAGACGAGUCCACGUGUUGCUGCUGUCGUCAUGGCGAUCAGGCUCGUCCUUCCUGGGUCAAGUCUUUGGUCAGCACCCUUCUGUUUUUUAUCUGAUGGAGCCCGGUUGGCAUGUUUGGAACAAAAUGCCAAAUUUCGAUACGCAGUUUCUGCAAAUAGCUCUGAGAGAUUUACUGCAGAAGCUCUACCGGUGCGACCUCUCAGAGAUGAGCGCUUAUCUACCAGAAAACCACCGUGUUUCAUCUUUAUUUAUGUGGACAGAAAGUCGGGCUCUUUGCUCAGCGCCAGCAUGCUCCGUCACAGCGACCAACAAAGAUCAGUGUCUGCAGCGAUGUGGUGUUCAUGGUCUGCCGAAGGUGGAGGAGGCCUGCGCCUCGUAUAGUCACGUGGUGUUAAAGGAAACACGCUUUUUUGAGCUGGAGUCUUUGUUUCCCUUGUUGCAAGACCCCAACCUGGAUCUCCGCAUUGUUCAUCUGGUCCGGGACCCACGGGCUGUGCUGCGAUCCAGAGAGGAGUCAGCCAAAUCCUUUAAAGCUGAUAACGCUGUGGUCCUGGAGCAGAGGAAGGUUCCUGCAGCUCGGGUUCAGUAUGAGGUGAUGAGGAAAGUCUGCCAGAGUCACAUUCGCAUCGGUAAGACGGCUCUCUUGAACCCUCCUCCGUUUCUAGAAGGCCGCUACAAACUGGUUCGCUAUGAAGACGUGGCGCGCAACCCACUAAAGCAGGUCGAGGAUAUUUAUGAGUUUGUCGGGCUAAAGAUGACCGGACAGAUGAGGGACUGGGUCUACAGGAAGACCCAUGGAAGGGGCAAAGGCGACAUGAAAAACGCUUUUGAAAUUACGUCCAGAAAUGCAACUCAGGUGUCCGAGGCUUGGCGCACCAUGCUGCCUCACAGCAAGGUCAGACGUGUCCAGGAAGUGUGUGAGGAGGCCAUGUCGCUGCUGGGCUACACGACAGUCAAGAGUGAAAAACAACAAAAGACACUUGACAUUGAUUUGUUGUUUCCGUCUGAACGGCAUCAGUUAUGAGCUGCAAAACGCAAAUCUACAAACUUUUAUUUCUGUCAGUCUUUAUGUUUUCAUAUCACAACACAAAAUGUGUGUUUUCUGUUUGUAUUUAUGUUUGGAAAACAGCUAAUUGUUAAAAAAAGGUUUGACCUCAUUCAAACCAAAGGUCACCGGAGUGGGAUCACAUGGAAAGUCAAUAAACACACGAAGCUGCUGUUCAUAAAUUACAUGUUGUUGUUUAAAAAUGCUGAGAAAAGCGCAGAAAUUACUUUUAGACAGUGAAGUUUUCCUGUUGAAUUAUUUUCCUGCUCCAGUACAGCCGACUGACCUGUUCAACACACAGAAUCCUGUAAAUCACCCUCUGGUUCACAGCUUUAAGCUAAAAACAUCUGAGCAGAAAGAAAAUAAAAACACAAUUACUA
Nothobranchius furzeri (turquoise killifish) is the source of this 2037-nucleotide messenger RNA. RefSeq names its product carbohydrate sulfotransferase 5-like. Lineage: Eukaryota; Metazoa; Chordata; Actinopteri; Cyprinodontiformes; Nothobranchiidae. The record is from RefSeq and is a predicted model, not a curated record. Gene Ontology annotation, biological process: sulfur compound metabolic process; N-acetylglucosamine metabolic process. Gene Ontology annotation, cellular component: trans-Golgi network. Gene Ontology annotation, molecular function: N-acetylglucosamine 6-O-sulfotransferase activity.